CCAGAUGGAAAAGAGGGAGGCCAUCAUGUCUUCUCGGAGGCCACAGCGAAAGCACAGCCCCGGAGGCCUGGACUCCCGGCUUUCUAGAACGCUGCUCCUGCUGCUGCUGUCUACGGCCUCCGCCCAGGAGGUCACCCCCAACCGUGCCGCCUGCGUGGUGUCCCAUGCGGUCAACGGCAGCUCCGUCUCCUGCCACCCCCCUGCCCAAAUCCCCCGCCGCUUCCCAGCCGACACCGUCUACCUGGUGGUGGAGUUCUUCAACCUCACGCGGCUGCCAGACGACACGCUCCGGGGCCCCGCUCGCCUCCAGGAACUGCACCUGUCCAGCAACCAGCUGGAGAGCCUCUCGCCCAAGUUCCUGCUGCCCACACCGCUGCUUCAGGUGCUGGAUCUAACCCGCAACCGCCUGGCCCGCCUGCCCCCCGGCCUCUUCCAGCCCUUGGCUGCUCUCCACACCCUGGUGCUGAAGGAAAACCCGCUGGAGGCCCUGGAGUCCUCGUGGCUGCUCGGCCUGAAAGCCCUGCGGCAUCUGGACCUUUCCGAAAACCGCCUCCAGACCCUGCCCCCGGGGCUGUUGGCCAACGUCACCUCCCUGCGCAUCCUUGACCUCAGCAAUAACCAGUUGAAGGCUUUGCCCCCAGACCUUCUGAAAGGCCCCCUGCGGUUGGAAAGGCUGCAUCUGGAAGGCAACGGACUGCAGGUGCUUGGCGAGGGGCUCCUGGCACCCCAGCCAGACCUCCGCUACCUUUUCCUGAAUGACAACAAGCUGGCCACCGUGGCAGCGGGCGCCCUGCAGGGUCUGCGGCAGCUGGACUUCCUGGAUCUGUCCAACAACUUGCUUACCGGCGCGCCUAAGGGGCCCUGGACAUCCCUGGGGCAGCCCACCCGGGACAUGAAGGAUGGCUUUGACAUCUCUGGUAACCCCUGGAUCUGUGAUGGGAACCUGGAAGACCUCUACGGGUGGCUUGUGGCCAAUAAAGACAAGAUGUUCUCUCGGAACGCGACGCGCUGCGCUGGGCCUGAAGCCUGGAAGGGCCGGGUGCUCCUGGUUGCAGCUGAGUCCCACUGAGGCCUGGGGCUGGGCUGGGGAGACGGGCCUGGGAGCACGCUGCCUGCUACUUGGCAAAGAACUCACCCCCGGCUUUCCAGAGCUGCUGGCUGGACCCGCCUGGCCCGUGCUUCCCCAAACACAUCUUGGGCUCUCUGGCCUCCCGGUACCCUCUCCCAAGAAAGCCUUUCCCUGUUUUCCGGAUCUCUGGGCCUCCAGGCGCCCCCAGCCUGCACGGCCUCCCUCUGGCCCAGCCCUGGCCACACUGGGGUUGUCUCUGUCUGGCUCUGUCUCCCCCACUUUGAGGGGCUCUCCGAAUGCAGGGCCUGGGGCUGGGGUGCCUUCUAGCCAGCAUCACUCAGUUUGGGGUCAGAACGGAGGGGUUAAUAAAUAACUGUGGAAAGGGACUGGGCGUACUGGAAUUCCGUGUCACAAGCAUCUCCCAAGUUGACUUCCUAGGUCUCCAGGAGGAAGGAGAAGGAAAGAAGAAAGAGGAGAGACCCAGGGCCUGGGGGCGCAGGACACAAGCUUCUAGAGCUUCUAAAGGGAUUGCAGUUGGGAUAUGAUGGCCUGUGGCUUCCCCUCUCCCUCCCCCAUCCAGGACUUAACUCCAAAUAAAACCCUGACCGUUGCCCAGAGUGUCAUUUGACCGGUGGAUUCCUGCCACAGCUGUGUCCCGGGGAAGGUUUAAAUUAAACUGGAUGCUUCAGGUCUCCAAACAAUUCAUCAUGCUGGCCGGUGACAACCUAGGGGGAUAGCCACCCAGGGCAGGCCUGAGCAGGCUGGGCAAAGCCGAAGGCUGUGUUCUCCCAACUCGCAACCUUGAGCCACCUGCUGACACAGUGCUGGGCAAGCUGGAGCCCGAGUCAGACUUGGGGGACCCCUGGGUGUUCGGGGGGGACAUGCCCAGUGUCUUCAGCUCCCUGGAAGGAGGGUCGUUGGUGGUCAUUCCAGGUAUGAUGACGAAAGCCAGGGAGGGGCCCGGAGUCUGGCAGAGAGGGGUUUGAAUCGGAUCCCUCAAUUUGCUCAUCUGUAAAAUGGGGAUCCAAGGGAACGGGCCGGCCUGAAUCCUGGCUGAGUUCCACGGCAGAUUUUUCCA
Messenger RNA from Lynx canadensis (Canada lynx), 2147 nucleotides. It is a transcript of the gene LRG1, whose product is annotated as leucine rich alpha-2-glycoprotein 1. The record is from RefSeq and is a predicted model, not a curated record. Gene Ontology annotation, molecular function: protein binding. Gene Ontology annotation, cellular component: plasma membrane. NCBI's taxonomy places the organism in Eukaryota, Metazoa, Chordata, Mammalia, Carnivora, Felidae.